Molecule: messenger RNA, 625 nt
Organism: Neurospora hispaniola
Lineage: Eukaryota; Fungi; Ascomycota; Sordariomycetes; Sordariales; Sordariaceae
Exons: 1
Coding region: 160-441 (93 amino acids)
Source: RefSeq, a predicted model, not a curated record
GCCAAAAAUAACAUUGAAAGAAAAACAAUUUGGAAGAGAGAGAGAGAAAGAGAAAGUGUCACGAACCUGAUAAUGAGCCAUUUCGGACGACCUACGGACAGCAGUUUGGUGGUGUGUUUGGCUUAGGAAGUCCAUGUUGUGUAUCGCUUCACGUUGGUGAUGGUGAUGGCGAUGAGUGUGUGGCUGCUUGGUUCGUUUGCAGUCAGUCCGUGUGUGGUGGUUUGCUGCUUCUGGAUUUUAGCAAGGUACGCGGGGCACACGGUUUAUGCUGUUCUCGUUGAUCUCCAAUGCUUCGUUUCCAUGGGUACCUAUUCCGAGCCGGGCGACCUUUGGCUGCACUUUCCAAUGGUACAGUCUUCAGGGAUGCUCGGCAUUGAGCAAGCCAAGUGCAGCAGUUAUGUGAGCGUCGGGGGUGCCAAGUGGAAAGCAGCAAGAACCUAAGGCCAGCAGCGGACAUGGCCUGCCACUGACCACCCAACACACCGCAAGCCCCAGCCGGUGCAGUUCAACCCCCCGAUCCAACGGAAUUCCCAUGUCGAUGGAUUCUUACCUAAUGUAGAGGUAGCGUCGGUUCUACCCACUCACUGAAGUCGCACCCCUCCUCCCCCUUCGAUCACCCCCCCCC